Molecule: messenger RNA, 1720 nt
Organism: Athene cunicularia (burrowing owl)
Lineage: Eukaryota; Metazoa; Chordata; Aves; Strigiformes; Strigidae
Product: ectonucleoside triphosphate diphosphohydrolase 8-like
Exons: 10
Coding region: 52-1557 (501 amino acids)
Biological process (GO): nucleoside diphosphate catabolic process
Cellular component (GO): plasma membrane
Molecular function (GO): GDP phosphatase activity; UDP phosphatase activity
Source: RefSeq, a predicted model, not a curated record
AGGGCUGGCAGGGCUGCCCUCAGGCCGUGCCCGGGGCAGCCUGGCGUAGAGAUGCAGACGCGCCUGCUUAGGACGGUAGGCUGGAGCUCGGUGGCCAUCCUGGGGGUGCUGGGGGUGGCCGUCUUCCUCCUGAUCCUGACCCUGGCGAAGGAGGCUGCCCUUCCUCCGAGGAACAAAUACGGUCUGGUGUUUGAUGCUGGCUCCACGCACACAGCUCUCUACAUCUACCAGUGGCCCGCAGACAAGGAGAACGGCACUGGCAUCGUGUCCCAGGUGGACGCCUGCACUGUGCCUGGAGAAGGCAUCUCUAGCUAUGCAGACAACCCUGCUGAGGCUGGAGCCAGCCUGAAGCCGUGCCUGGACAAGGCCAUGAAGAUCAUCCCGGCAGAGCAGCAGCGGGACACCCCCACCUACCUGGGGGCCACAGCGGGCAUGCGGCUGCUGAGGGAGCAGAACAGCACCAAGGCUGAGCAGGUCUUCGCCGAGGUCUCCAAGGCCAUUGGCAAGUACCCUGUGGACUUCCGUGGAGCUCAGAUCCUCACAGGGAACGAGGAGGGCUCCUUCGGCUGGAUCACCAUCAACUACCUGCUGGAGACGCUUGUCAAGCGCUCCUUCUUAGGUGAGUGGACCCACCCACCAGCAGAGGAUGUGGUUGGAGCUCUGGAUCUUGGUGGAGGUUCAACCCAGAUCACUUUCCUUCCUGGGACCACCAUAGAUGACAGCAGCACGAGAUCCCUCCUCAGGCUGUACGGGACCAACUACUCCAUUUACACCCACAGCUAUCUCUGUUAUGGACAAAAGCAAGCUCUGAAGAUGCUGAUGGCAUCCUUGCACCAGGGCAACCCAUCUUCCCAGGAGAUAUCACACCCCUGCUACCCCAUGGGGUACCAGGAGAAUGUCACCACGUCAGACCUCUACAACAGUCCCUGUGUCCGUGCACCGAGCACACCCAGCCCUGCACAGGUCCUCACAGUGAUAGGGACAGGGGACCCAGCAGCAUGCAGCAUCGCCAUCAGGAAACUCUUCAACUUCACCUGUGGGGCCAACAGGACGUGCGGGUUCAACGGGGUUUAUCAGCCGCCUGUGCGGGGACAGUUCUUCGCCUUUUCAGGGCUUUAUCACAACCUUCACUUUCUGAACCUGACUGGAGGGCAGUCCCUGAGCCUGGUCAAUGACACUGUCAGGCAAUUCUGCAUCAUCAAGUGGGAGAAGAUGCAGGAGAUGUUCCCCACUAUGAACAGGACUCACCUCCGUGAUGUCUGUGCAGCAAGCUCCUACAUCGUCACCCUUCUCCUGCAAGGCUACAAAUUCAACCAUGCAACAUGGCUUGAUAUUCACUUUGUCCAGCAGGUUGCCAAUGUAGAUGUGGGCUGGACUCUGGGCUACAUGCUCAAUCUCACCAACAUGAUUCCCUCAGAGACUCCCCAGAGAGUUGUAGGGCUCCAGAGAAGCAACUGGAUAGCAGCUACAGUUUUACUGGCUGUCAUGAUCAUCCUCAUCUUCUGCCUGCUCACAGUCAUAUGCUGCCAGAAAAACUCCAGUUAUGAGAGUCUCUAGCAGUGCCAGCUCCAGAGGCUGCCAAAGACACUUAGUCCUCCUACCUGGCUUGUGUGAGGAAUUACAGACCUGGGAAUCACCCCUAUAUGUCCAGAAGCUGUGAACUUGCAAUGUGGGACACCUGUGUCCUGGCCUUGUGAGCUGGAACCAGCAUAGGCUUUAA